This is a messenger RNA of Colletotrichum karsti, 264 nucleotides long. RefSeq lists its product as uncharacterized. The transcript has 3 exons. Bases 1 to 264 code for a protein of 87 amino acids. NCBI's taxonomy places the organism in Eukaryota, Fungi, Ascomycota, Sordariomycetes, Glomerellales, Glomerellaceae. The record is from RefSeq and is a predicted model, not a curated record.
AUGCAGUUCACUUCGAUCAUUGUCUCCGCCGCUCUCUUCCUGGCCUCCGGAAGCUACGCUUGGACCAAGGAUGCCAACGGAGUUUGGACUGCGAACAACACAUACUACACCAUUCGAGGCUCCACCGUCCAUGAAGCCUGCACCACGAUGAACACGGAGAGCGUUCACACUCCUGGCACUAGCUGCGCUUACUGGACCAACGGUAUUGGUGAUAUUUUCCACGGAAAGUGCCAAAUGCAAGGCAACUCGAUGCUCUGCAUCUAG